This is a messenger RNA of Cydia splendana, 1260 nucleotides long. RefSeq lists its product as uncharacterized. Lineage: Eukaryota; Metazoa; Arthropoda; Insecta; Lepidoptera; Tortricidae. The record is from RefSeq and is a predicted model, not a curated record. The transcript has 2 exons. The coding region runs from base 3 to 1244 and encodes 413 amino acids.
ACAUGAAUGAGCAUUUGAUGUCUGAGUAUCCUGGGACUCACAUCGAAAUGGAGGUAAAAUCUUGUAAUUGUGAGGAUAUGAAUCUACUUCCUGUAAAAAUUGAAGAAGCAAUAAGAAAGAUAGUCAAGAAAGAAGGAUAUACAAAUCAUAAUCUGAGCACUAAAUCCAUAUCUACUGACGGUGGUAAUUAUUUAGGAUUAUUGUAUGAAGUCAACGUUACAGGAUACACAGAAGAUGGCAAGAAAGAAACAAACAUAUUUGUUAAAUGUAUUAUUCCUGGAGAUCUUCUAAGCGUUUUGUCGGUCAUUGAUAUUUUCAAAACAGAAGUAUUUUUUUACAAUGAUUUAGCAGUGGUAUUUGAUGAAAUACAAAAUGAAGCUAAUGUGCCUGCAAAAGAGCGGUACAAUAUUGUUAAAUCAUUUCAAGAAAGUAUACCUGAAGCUAUAAUUCUUGAAAAUAUAUCAAAGAAAGGAUACAAGACGGGAUUCAGAAUGGAUGUGAUUUCCUUGAAGUUUGCGGAGUUGUCCAUUCAACAAUUGGGAAGACUGCACGGGCUAUCGUUUGCUUUAGAAAAGUUGAAACCAAAUUAUUUUAAUCGCAAAAUUAGAUCUUUGUCCGUCCCUUAUAAUUUCAACGAAGACUUCAAGGGUUUGAUUACAAAUUCUGGACAAGUAAUAUCGGAAUGUUUGGAUGAUGAUGUACGAGAAAGGUUUACUGCGUUCCUUGAAAAGUUAUGGCAUGAUGUACAAAGGUACUAUAAUGAUCAGAAAUAUAAAAGGACAAUAGUACACUGUGACUACAGGGCCAACAAUAUUUUAAUGAAAGAGAUUGGCGGUGAAAUCAUCGACGUGGUACCGGUAGACUACCAGUUUAUACACUACGGCUGUCCUCUGACAGACUUUAUUUACUUCAUCUUUCUGGGCACCGACCAAGAGUUUAGAAAAAAUCACCUGGAAGACCUCAAGGACCUUUACUUCGAUUCCAUUACGAAAAUGCUGAAAUAUUUCAAUAUAGAGGUUAAAUCUGUUUUUCCUACAGAAGAUUUUGAAGAUUUAUAUAGAGAAUUAAUAGGUUUAGGUUUAUUUAGUUUUGUGCAGGUUAUGCCUUUUAUUUUUGCAGUCGAAGGUGAAAUACCCGAAUUGGGUAAAGACCAAUUAGCUGAUGUAAAUGUUAAAUGUGACGAGCGAAUGAAAGAGAGGGCUCGAGGAGUAGUGGAUGAUUUUAUUCGGUGGGGUGUCAUGUAAUUUUUUAUAAACUUUU